UUUUUCGCACAGUGCAUGCUUUACGGCAGCAAUCAUUUUGACAGGCAGAAGCUAGCCUAGCAACAAACUUUAGUAGUUAUUAGUUAGCUACAGUACAUGAGUUGGGUUAGCUACAGAAAAGACAUGAUAUACUUUAGAAACAAAAGAUUCGCAACUCGUGGCAACUUUAACCGUCAAAGCAACUUUUUUCGUUCUAGCUAACGUUAGCUGGCUAAACGCACUGUCUGCAUGCGAACAAUAACGAAAUCAACAACAACAUGCCAACCAUGGGAAUAGCUGAAAUAGAUUCAAGCAGUCUCGACGGGGAGCUAACAUGCAGCAAAGAAGUGGUGGUGAUGGAGGGAGACAGGGAAGACCUCGGGACGCUGUGUGCUGAAGAAGAUUUGGUGGCAUCCGCGCUUGCUGCCACUGUCACCUCUCAAGUUAUUGUGGAAGAACUGAGAAGGCUUGGGUUAUGUUCAAACAUAGAGGGAGACGUGGAAUACGUACCAUACGAGUCUGAACUGCAAAUGUCAGACAUCAAAAGGCUUAUUACCAAGGACUUGUCAGAGCCUUAUUCGAUUUAUACAUAUAGGUAUUUCAUUCAUAACUGGCCUCAACUCUGCUUCCUGGCGAUGGUGGAUAAGGAUUGUGUUGGUGCCAUUGUGUGCAAACUGGAUAUGCACAAGAAGAUUCACCGUGGCUACAUUGCCAUGCUGGCUGUGGACUCCAGAUACCGGAGGAAAGGCAUUGGUACAUAUCUAGUCAAAAAGGCUAUCUAUGCUAUGAUGGAUGAGGACUGUGAUGAGGUGGUGCUGGAGACUGAGAUCACCAACCAAUCAGCCCAGAAACUGUAUGAGAACCUGGGCUUUGUGAGGGACAAGAGGCUCUUCCAAUACUAUUUAAAUGGAGUGGAUGCUCUACGGCUCAAACUGUGGCUCCGGUAGCAAUGCAGUCAGUGUCUCUGGCCUAUUUCUCCCAGUCUCAGGAACAAACGUCCUCCCUACAAGGGAAACAUCAAAGCCACAGAAAAUCCAGCAAGAUCAUGAAGGGAAAUUGGAGACACGUACCACAGUUUUCUUUGGUGGAUUGGGAAUACUUUUGGCAUUUUAGUGGCCAGUGGAAAUGAACUGAAAAUAACACACCCUAGCCCUUGACCUGUACCAAACUAAAUCAAUUACAAA
Messenger RNA from Coregonus clupeaformis (lake whitefish), 1163 nucleotides. RefSeq names its product N-alpha-acetyltransferase 30, NatC catalytic subunit (gene naa30). The transcript is spliced from 4 exons. Gene Ontology annotation, cellular component: NatC complex. NCBI's taxonomy places the organism in Eukaryota, Metazoa, Chordata, Actinopteri, Salmoniformes, Salmonidae. Gene Ontology annotation, biological process: N-terminal peptidyl-methionine acetylation. Bases 258 to 926 code for a protein of 222 amino acids. Gene Ontology annotation, molecular function: protein-N-terminal amino-acid acetyltransferase activity. The record is from RefSeq and is a predicted model, not a curated record.